CGUUCAGGAUGAGUCAGGAUAUCUCAGCUUGUGCUGCACAGAUUUUCUUCUCUUCAUCUUCAUCUUCAUCUCGCCAGGCUUCUUGGAGGAGUGAAGACAAAUCUCUGGAGUGUCCCUUUAAUGUCUCCCACUCAGGCUGUCCCCGGUGUCACGUCCUCCGUGUCCACCUCCCCCGCCCCUCCCCCGUCCCUCCCCCGGCGCUGGGCGGUGUGCGGACAUGUGCGCCCCUCCUCUCCUUAAUGUGUGGAUAAUAGCGGGUGUAAAGUGGAUUUGAACUUGCAGCCAGCGCUGAGAGGUGGGACAGUCGGACCAGCAGCUGAAGAGGCUCCUUCAGACCCGCCGUUUCGUUUCGGACCUCCGGGAGUUUCUGUUGGAAAAGUGACAAAAAAGCCGAGUGGAUUUUUCCUUUUUCGGGAUUUACAAGAUCGUGUUGAGAUGCUUCCACACAUCCUCACACACCUGCUCUGCCUGGUGUGUGUGUGUUCUGCCCGUCCUCAGCCUCAGCCAGCAUCAUCACACUCGAUGAAGAUGGAGAAGAACUCUCCUGCCUCCGGUUCUCUGGCAGGCAGGGUGGUGCUGCCCUGCCACUUCUCCAUCAUACGAGUUUCUCCCAGCAGCUCCACACACACCACAGCAACUCCUGCACCUGGACCCGUCCUCCCCCACGGUGAGACUCCUCAUACCACCCCGAGUCCCGAGGAGGCGCUGAGGAUCAAAUGGACCAAGCUGGAAGGAGAGGGGGAGAAGGUGGUGCUGGUGGCCCAGCGAGGGGUGGUCAAGGUGGGGCAGGAGUACAAGAGCAGAGUGUCGGUGCCCAGCCACCCGCUGUCGGUCGGGGACGCUUCACUGAUGAUGGUGCAGCUCAGGGCGAGCGACGCGGGGCUUUACCGCUGUGAGGUCAUGCACGGGAUGGAGGACUCGCAGGUCACCGUCAGCCUCAGUGUCACCGGUGUGGUCUUCCACUACAGAGCUAACAGCAGCCGCUACACUCUGGAUUAUCCCGGAGCUGUGGAGGCGUGUCAUUCCGCAGGAGCCGCCAUCGCUACGCCCGAACAGCUCACGGCUGCUUUUGAGGAUGGCCUCAACCAGUGUGACGCGGGCUGGCUCGCCGACCAGUCAGUCAGAUAUCCAAUCACAGAGCCCCGUCAAGGCUGUACAGGUGAUCUGUUGGGCAGACCCGGAGUGAGAACAUACGGCAUCCGCAACUCCACGGAGAAAUACGACGUGUACUGCUACGUAGAUAAAUUAAAUGGCGAGGUCUUCUAUCCUCCUCUCAGCGAUAAACUCACCUUUCAGCAGGCGAGGGAGGAGUGCGAGAAGCACGGCGCCGUGUUGGCAUCACCUGGUCAUCUGUUUGCAGCCUGGAGGGCAGGCCUGAACGGCUGUGACUACAGCUGGCUGUCCGACGGCAGCGUCCGCUACCCCGUCACCGUCCCCAGGCCUCAGUGUGGAGGAGGCCUGCUGGGGGUUCGCACUCUCUACAAGUAUGAAAACCAAACCGGCUACCCAGACCCCACUGACACAUACGGAGUUUUCUGCUUCAAGGCUAAACUACCGGAGCCAACUUCCACGAGUCCACCGAUAACCCCAGCUGAGUAUAAACCUGACAGCCCCACAUACUCUCCCCGCACUUCAACACCCAGACCACUCUUAGACCCUGAAAGUGCUGAAAUUAAAGCCAGAACACCAGAUCCUGUCAAAUAUUCACCCACAGAGAGACCACACACAGCCUCACCAGACCAACAUGGAGCCCCCCACCAAGAAACACACCAAACCACAGCCUCUGUGACCCCCACUCCAAUCUCAGACGACUACGAUGUUCAAGAUUUUAAUGACUCACACAAGGUAGAAUCCAUACCAGUCAGAGGAGACUUUUUGCCCCCCAUGGAGCUCCCUCCUUUACCCACCAUCCGCCCACAGCCUGCACACCUUGACAUCUCCCAUGGGGGAGAAGAGGGAGGUCAGGCAGGGUCAGGCCAAGGUGACCACAGCGGCAGUGGGGAGGGAGGCAGCAGCGAUGACGGCUCUGAGGCAGGAACAGUGGUGACCCCAGCACAGGUGUGGGUGGAGGCCACAUCGAGACCAAGCUGGCUUCUAGAGACCACCACAGGGUCAGAGCAGGAAGUGAAAAUGACUUCAAGACCAUCAGACCUUCCAGAAAUUGUCGAAGCCCAUGUAACCCCUGGGCCGGGGCUUGGAGUGCAAACCACGUUGAGACCAUCACAGCUCCAAGAGAUCACUCCAGAGGUGGUCACUUCAGACAUCCACACCCCAGAACCAGACUUCCCAGCCAGAACCGGAGAAGAGGUGCAACAGCCUGCAGUUGUUUUUAAAGAGGAUGCCACAACUGGAGCAACGCUGACGUUUGAUCUCGACCAAUCACCAGCUGUUUCUGUAGAUGGGGACUCAUCAGCCAAACCACCUUUCCAUCUCAUCAUCGUCAAUGUGCACGACCAAAAUCAAUCAGUCGACCGUAUCCUGGACAUCUUGAACCAGCCGUUGAACGGCAUCGCUGGCUCCCAUUCCCACUUCCCCCAGAUCACCGACCUCUCACAGGGGACCGGUGAAGCGGGGCAGGGCAGCGGCGACGUCGAUGCUCUCCAACCUUCUCCUGUUGACCUGCCUCCGACUGUGAGCUUUGUCAAUGGAAAACACCAGGUGACAUUUGAGCCAGAGCUUCCAGAGGAAGCCAGAGGAGAUCAGUUUGAGACGGCCACUCCCAUUCAGGUCGGUGAGGUGGAAGAAGAGGAGGGGGAGGAGGACAGCGUGACUCCCUUUGACUACGGAGCCAUUGAAAUCCACACUGAGGAGACACCUUCAGAGGAGACCAGUGAUGCAGUCACUCACCCUUCAAAUACAUACACAGAUGUGGUUGUGGAGGCCGACACUGUCCCUGAUGUCUUAACUGACGCAGAUGAAGUCAGAACUCAAGAACCAGGUGAUCAGACAGCAACAAGAACCACCACCAUGACCCCAUAUACUCCCCCUGUCUCAUCAAAAGCACCCACCACGCCUUCAGGCCCAGCCCUCCCCAGUGUCUCCCAGCCCGUCACUGCUGGGGUCUCCGCCUUCGAGGACAUGGAAGGCUCUGCGAGCCGUAGCGCUGACGACGAGGUUGUUGCUAUGCAGGAGGGCUCUGCAGACGAUGCUCUGCCUACGCCAGCUGCAGACAGCCUGUCUGGAGUGAUGACCGAUGAGACUGAAAUCGGAGGGACGGAGCUUCCUACCGUUAUCCCAGACACACAGACACAGGAAACCACCGCACAGACCCGGACGGAGGACUUGGAAGGGUCUGCCUCUGGAGAAGACGAGGCUUCGGGACAAGACGUUUACCCACCGGAGACACCCGGGUUCACCAGUACGCCACCACCAGUUUAUUCUACUCUUCACACCCAGCAGCCUCAACCUGCAGCAGAUAGCGAAGUCACAGAAUUGCCUGUCGUUUUACCAGCUGCUGUCACAGAGUCAGACUCAGGUGCAGAGCAGCUGUCCGGAGAGGGGGAGCUCUCUGGGGAACAGGGUGGUCUGGUUGAUCUUCCUCGAGAGGUCACUGUUACGCUUUUACCAGAUGUGGCAGCUGUGACUUUUGGAGACCAAACCACACUGACCCCAGACACUGAAGCCCUAACCUCAGAACCCAGCACACCAAUAUACUCCACACUCCCUUCCCUUUAUGCCACAGGUGAUAAGAAACAUCCCGCUGUUACCACGGAGACGGCACUCACAACCCCUGAAGACCACACCACACAGCCCCCUGAGCCCUACAGACUGCAGACUGAGCAGUCCACCACAGCCUCCAUACAGGAGAGACAUCAGCCGAUACUUUCCACCACUUCGCCCUUGUACACUUUCGACCACAGCCCCCACUCCGUCCCCCAAUGGGCUCUCUCCCCUGACCCUGCUGCCGCCACGUUAUCAGAGGACCACUUCGACAAAGAGAUGAUCCCUUCUCUGGUGGAGUCACAGCCUCAGAGACCAGGAGAGGUCCUGGCCACAGAGCAACCAGAGGGCGGCACUGACUCAGCUUAUCCUGUGGAGGCCAGCACUGUGAACAUCAGAGAUCUCCUGCCGUGCUCAACCAGUUUGUGUCAAAAUGGAGGCUCCUGCUACAACAAAGGGGCACAAAAUGUCUGCCUGUGCGCACCUGGAUACACUGGACAGCACUGUGAAACAGAUGUGGAUGAGUGCCAGUCUAACCCGUGUCUGAACGGGGCCACCUGUCUGGAUGGAGUCAACUCCUUCACCUGCCUCUGCCUGCCCAGCUACAACGGAGAGCUCUGCGAACAAGACACUGAGGUUUGUGGGUUUGGUUGGCAGAAGUUUCAGUCUCACUGCUACAAGUACUUCACACACCGUCGCACCUGGGACGCCGCAGAGAGGGAGUGUCGGCUGCACGGCGCCCACCUGGCCAGCAUCCUGUCACAUGAGGAGCAACUGUUUGUCAACCGUCUGGGCAGUGACUACCAGUGGCUCGGCCUCAACGACAAGAUGUUUGAGAGAGACUUCAGGUGGACGGAUGGGAAGCCGAUGCAAUAUGACCACUGGAGGCCGAACCAGCCGGACAGCUUCUUCCAGUCCGGAGAGGACUGUGUGGUGAUGAUCUGGCACGAGGGAGGACAGUGGAACGACGUGCCCUGCAACUAUCACCUGACUUUCACCUGCAAAAAGGGAACAGUCUCGUGUGGGCAGCCCCCCGUGGUGAAGGAUGCUCGCGUGUUUGGGGCCAUGAAGCCUCGCUACGAGAUCAACUCCCUGCUCCGCUAUCACUGUAAGCAGGGCUUCAUCCAGAGACACACCCCCACCAUACGCUGCCGGGCCAACGGCCAAUGGGACGUCCCCAAAGUCACCUGCACAAGCCCCGCGACCUACCAUAAGUCAUUUACUCUCCGGCGCCGCAACAAUCAGAGCAUCGAUCAACAAAUCAGGCUCCAUAACCACCACAUCAAUCACGCCAAGAGUCAUCAGAAGCCCAAUCAAAACCAAGAGCAACAACAAAGCUACGACUUCCUUCAGGGCCUCUGGAAGCCUCGAGGCGAGCAGCUGCAGAGGGAGUGGAGGCAUCAGCAGGUCCAAACACACCACGAGGAUCAGAUCAGACACUGAUUAGAUGUUUAGUAAAUCAGCUUGGCGCUGGCAGUCAAACACAGCAGGCUGCCUGUCGGUCCGGAGACAUCGAUAGACAGAGAGACACGCCGAUCUGUCUACCGAUGGCUCACAGCAAGGGAUGAGGGACACGUUUCAGCAGCACAAAAACACUCCAGCAUCUGAACCGCAGCACUAGAGAGAGUUUACUUUCAUUUGUAUCGUUAGCUCACUGAUCAUACAGAGUCUCAAGGCUCUAAACAGGGAGUCUUAAUGGCUUCACUGUGUGGGACCACACGACUGGUCUGUGAGUCCUCAAUGUGUUCAUGACCUCAUCGAGGAUCUGCCAACCCUGUGCAGUCUCUUUUUAAAGGUACCCUGUGGAGUUCACAUUCGCUUUUUCUCACGCUCGCUUUCUCAGAGCUCAACGUUUUGAGACGUUAGGUUGUUCACAUCCCUGUUUUGCUGAGGUACCAUUAGGACGAGGUGGGGGUCCCGCGACUGACGGGGUAACCGGUGAGUUAAACCACUAGCACGGUUGCUGUUAGACUGUGGGCUUAAUUAUGCUUUAAUGAGUUUGUCAGUCGGGAUUGGUGACUGAAAUUGACAGUUGUUGUCUUUUGACUUCGGUGUCAUGGAGCUGAGCCGUCUAUAUUAUCUCCAACACAUUUUUCAAGGACGAUGGAGUGAUUUUUGGUCCUCGCUCAUCACCUCCUUACAGCAUCCGGCUGCUCCGGUCGUAGCAAGAACAGCAGUAUCAUAUCACCUGUUAGAUCUUCAGUGAAAACAUGAAUCUGUGGUGCUUCUUACUCGUGGUCAUACCCUCCACAGGGUACUUUUAGUUUCAGGAAAGUAAAGCACAUACAAACUGAGCAGUGUAGCAUCAGUCUCACCACCAAAUACAUUCCUCACUGGAAUACUUUCUGUGUGUCUGUUUGUUGUAAUACUCGUUUCAGCCACAAGAGGCUGCAGUGCACCACCACCCCAUGUUCUCAGCUGAGCUCUAAUCUCUCCAUGUGCAUUUCUCCAUAUGGAUCUUGUGCUGGAAUAUUACACAAACAAACAUUUAGAAAAACUCACCAGCCAAACUUUUUUCAUCUGCUUUCACGUAAACAAACAAAAUAGCUCACCAGAUGUUUUGGGUUUUUUUCCCUCACUGGCCUCUCGGGACUUCCGUAUUAAAAGCAUGAAUUCAUCAAUUUAAAUUAUAAUCACAGAACAUUUGUCCAGUUUCAAUCUGUGCUGUUUGUUAUGACUCAUUUUUACUGGCUGAUUUGUAGAUUUUUGUACAAAAUGUUUGAAAAGGGAAGCGGGGAGAUUAAAAGAGCAGCACACACAGAGCCGAAGAGGAGAUUAUUAUGAAUGUGUGGUGUGUGUGUCUGCUGUGGCUAUUAACCAUAGGGUAUAUAAUAUAGAUAGUAUAUGAAGCCAUAUAAAUUUAACUUAUUGUAUACUUUAAAACUAUGAAUGGACUGUGAUAUUAAAUAAAGGUCAUUGGAACUGAAGUGAUUCUGCUGAUGAUGACUUCCUUGCUGUUUACAGAAUCUGGCAUGAAAACAUCUUAUCACACGGUGCGCGCUGCCGUCGUACGUGUUCGCCGCAUUUGUCGAGCAACGUUGGCUUGUCCGGCAGUCGAUACUUUUUAUUGUGCUGUGACUCGAAAUCAACCCAACAGAUUGGUCACCAAAACACUCCUGAUCGUUUCCGACACCGAGUUGGGUUAUCCAAGUGUUCUCAGCUGGAUUUACUAUCGACGUGGCUUUUUCCUGCAGAUCUGGAAUCUGUGUUUUUAAUCCAACGAAAAAGGGAAUGUGAAACAUGCUCCACAAGAUUUUUUAUGUGAUUCUUAUGCAUUUGACCAUCUUAAUGUUCUUCCUGCAUUUUCCUUUUUAUAUAUUGUUUGUCAAUGGAUAUGCAUUUUUAAAACUGUUUUUUUCCACCCCAUGUGGGUUCACUGUAUCUGUGGCACAAGAGCUUAUGUGUAUGUAAUCAUUGUUUCUUUCUUCAUUUGAGUUACUGUAAAAUGUCCAUCAUCCUGGUUUUGAUGUCAGCUGUGUGUGCAAUAACAGGAACUGUUAUAACACAACCUGAGUUGUUUGUGUGGUCUUACUUUAUAACACUGAAAUGAUAAGUCUGGGUGAUGUGUCUGACUUCCU
Molecule: messenger RNA, 7238 nt
Organism: Scatophagus argus
Lineage: Eukaryota; Metazoa; Chordata; Actinopteri; Scatophagidae
Gene: vcanb
Product: versican b
Exons: 16
Coding region: 436-5103 (1555 amino acids)
Biological process (GO): cell adhesion
Molecular function (GO): calcium ion binding; hyaluronic acid binding
Source: RefSeq, a predicted model, not a curated record